AGGGCUGCUGGUUCCCAGAGACCCUCCAGGACGGACGCCCAGUCGCUCUGCCGCCCGCAGCCCAGACACAGCAGCCCCGACACGGACACGGAGCCUUGCCCUGCCGCCCCCUCUGGUCCUCCUCUGGAGCUCCGACCUGUGUGGACUACUAAUGGACGGGAGGAGGCUGAUCUGAAGAGGAACUCUGAAGAGGAAACAGAAGAACUUUAUCUGUCUGGACCACAGACCUCCAGGACUGGAUGUCCUCAAACAUCAGGCUGUCUGCUCCAUCUGGGAACUCUCCUAAACUUUGCUUCACAUUCUGGUAAAAUUCUGCAGCUUUGAAGGUAAUCUGAACAUUUUUACUGGAAUUGUUGAAUGAACCGAACCACUGGUCCGAGAUCAGUUUAGCUGAAAAGUGACGGGAACGUUGCUAACGUCCAGCAGAUCAUUUUGUUCUGGACUUCUGGGACCUUCUGUCUUCGCUGCUGGGAUUUACCCUGAGAGGUUCUGGUCUGACCCUGAGAGGUUCUGGUCUGACCCUGAGAGGUUCUGGUCUGAUCCCGAGAGGUUCUGGUCUGACCCCGAGAGGUUCUGGUCUGACAGGAACCUUCCAGAAGAAGUUCUGCACCAUGUCCUGGUCUCUGGGUUUGUUUCUGCUGCUGUCUCUGAUGUUCUUCACAGAGGCGAAGAGCGUCGGUCAGCCGGACGCCAAACUGGAACCUCUUUGGAAGAAAACCCGGGAUGCCGAGCAGAGUCUCUCCGUCCCUGAGAUGCUGGACCUGGACGUGGACCGCCACCGCCGGUUGAGCCGCGGCGCCGACGAGGACGAGCAGCAGUCCACCUUCAGCCACUCCUUCGAGAACGACUGGGUCACGGCGCCGCAGGUCACCGAGUUCAGCAACGGGACCAGAGUGGCUUCAGGAAGUGAAGACGACAUCCGCGGCAACGUCUCCGACCAUGAGGCCCCGGGACUCUUCAACCCGUUCUACCCGCUGGCCGACGGCUCGUAUGCGGCCUACGCCGUGCUGUUCCUGGCCGGCCUGGUGCUGGCGGUGGGCGUGGUCGGGAACAUGGCCGUCAUGUGCGUCGUCUGGAACAACUACUACAUGAGGUCCGCCUGGAACUACCUGCUGGCCAGCAUGGCUUUCUGGGACUUCCUGGUCCUGGUGCUGUGUCUUCCUGUGGUGGUCCUCAACCAGCUCUCCCAUAGGAGGAUCCUUGGUGACAUCACCUGCCGCAUGGUGCCUUAUAUGGAGGUCGUGUCUCUGGGCAUCGCCUCCUUCACCCUCUGUGCUCUCGGCAUCGAUCGUUUCCACGCCGCCACGUCUUCAUCGCAGCCGAAGGCUCGGCGGGUGGAACGCUGCCGCUCGGUGCUGCUGAAGCUGCUGCUGGUUUGGCUGGCUGCCCUGCUGCUGUCCAGUCCAGAGAUCUUCCUCUGGCAGCUCAGCCAGGCCGUCUCACCGUCCACCGGUCGGCUGGUGGACUCCUGCACCAUCACACCAUCCUCACCGUUAUCCCUUUACCUGCCCGACUCCCUGCACUCGCUGCUGCUCAGGUACCACCAGGGCCGGAUGUGGUGGUGUUUCGGCUGCUACUUCUGCCUCCCUGUCCUCUUCACCAUCCUCUGCCAGAUGGCCACCCGCAACGUCAACAGUGACUCCAGCUCCGCCCAGAAGAAGCAGCGUAGCCACGACGACCGCUCGUCCAAUCAGAAGCGGCAGCAGCACCAGGCGGUGGAGCGUCAGCUGAACUGCACGCUGCUGGCGCUGGCCGUGGUCUACGGCAUGUGCGCUCUGCCCGAACACGUGUGCAACAUCACGCUGGCCUACACGCACAUCACCGUCUCCGAGGACACCGCCGCCAUGCUGGCGCUGUUACAUCACUUCCUGCUGUUCUUCAAGUCGUCGGUGACACCGGUGUUGCUGCUGUGUCUGUGUAAGGCUCUCGGUCAGGCCUUCAUGGACUGCUGCUGCUGCUGCUGCCAGGAGUGUCAGCCAACCACGGCUCAGGGCUCGCCAGGCUCCGCCCAGGUCAAACUGAAGGCAGCCAAUGAGACGUCCAUCUUCUUUGACAAGGCUAAAGACACGUCGGCCAUCUUGUCCAUCUCCAGCUAGAGCCAUGAAUCUUCUCCUUCUCUUAGUUCUCAUUAACACAUCAGUUCCUUUCCUCCAACGAUAGCAUCUCCUCUCUGUCCAUCUCCUUCUCCUCCUGAACACCUCAGGAUCUUCUUUCUUUCUUUCUUUCUUCCUUUCUUUCUUUCAGACCUGUGUUUGUACGAUGUGGACUCAGUGUUUCCCUUCAGUCUGUGCAGGACUUCCUGUUUAAUCUCUAGAAGUUAGAAGAGUUGCUGUUCUUGCACAUCCAGCUGUUGUAGAGCAGGAGGCGGUUCCAGGACUCUCUGGACAGACUCAUCUCCUAGACCUCCUGCUCGGGAUGCAGAGUAGAUGGAAAACCCCGGACGUCCUCUUUCUUCCUUAGAUGAAGCUGUGAAGCUCAGUGUUUUUAUGUGUUCAAUGGAAAUGUAAAUCAAGUGAACUUAGGGCAACCGUUUCAAUGCAAGACGAGUCGGGUGGAGGAGGGUUGGCUGCUGCUGUUGGACGCUACUUCAAUAAGAAGUAGGCUUGAUGUGGGGCUGAUCUUUAGCCAAACUCGUGUUCUGUGUGUUUAAAACAUGGAAAACAUCUUAAAAUGAGUUUUUAUGUUACAAUUUGCUGGUGAGUUUGACUGUUGCACCGCGACAGCUCAGCCCUGCAUCGACCUAUUUCUGGGCUAACAAACAUUGUGUGAAGUGAAUGAGACAGAAAUAACCUCCAUGAACCUGGCUGAGGAUCUUCAUGGUACCUGCAGGAUGAUUUAAGAUCCAGUCAGAGCUCUAUUUAAAACAGAAACACAAAUUAAUUCCUCAGAACACAGAAACAGCAAAAUUAGAAGAAAGUAGAUCUUCUUCAUGAUAAUUUCACCCUGACAUCAAUGGAUCUUACAAAGCUUGGUCGUGGUCAGUUGAUCCACUGUGGAAUCAGUUUUCCUGAGCGACAGAUAAAUCUUCUGGCUUUCACAACACAAAGAACUGUUCUGAGAUCAUCCGGCACUCGAACCACAGUGGUGGAAAACAAGUAUGAUAUUCUACCACAAAACUAAAAUCCUGAGAAGAUUCAGGAAAUUGAUUCCCUGACAGCUGUUUUACAACAGUUUCUUCAUGUGACAACACUAAAUAAUGUCCAGGUGGACCUUAUAGUAGAUUUCUGUCUGGACCUCAUUGGUGCAUCUAGUCCUGGAUUUCUGAAGCGCAAUAAAGAGAUGCAGGUUAUAAACAGCCUUUUAAAAUAAUAAUAAACUUUGAGAACUGAUUUGUCGUCUGCGGGGCUAAAUAAUUAAAGUUCCUGUGCUUCUAGACUAUCUAGAGUUCUUUUUUUUUUUUACCAGAACUGGUUUGUUUCAGAUUUUGAUUUGGAUCUAGAACCGUUCUGAACAUCUCCACCAAAAAUAAAUAAGAACCACAUUAGUUUAAAGAGGAAAAUAAUGACAAACAUCCCCAAACCAAACGUUUUCUAACAUGUCCUUGUUGUUGAAGUAAACUUUGGCAACAGGAUGUUAAAAGUUUAUAGAUACAUAAACCAAUCCACCGUCUUGCUUCUUCUAUUAAUUCUUUAGAUCUGUGGUGAAUCCAUCAGUGACUAAUUAGCAGAAGAAGGAUUCAGGUGAGGUUAUUUCUGUCUCUGACUUGAAGCGAUGUUUGACCAGCAGACUCUGGUUGUUGUGUGCAGCUGAAACAUGAACGUUUGAACCAGUGUGAAGGAAAAUCAGGGCGUUGUCGAAGGUUUCUGUGGUUCUGUGAAGGAUGCGGUGCUUGAUGAAGCUACUAAUCCAUCCUAAAACGAUGUUUCUAAAGAUAAAGAAAGUGUUGAAGCAGUGACGGGAGGCUAACAGGACUCGAACCCUCGACACUGAGGAGGUCUCCAUGUACAGGACGUUUAAACUGUAGUUUUAAGAGGAUUAAUGUCUUUAACACACUCAGACUGUCGAUCAACUAGAACAAACAAAGCAACUGAAGAUAUGAAUGUAGCUUUUUUAAUGCUAGAUGUACGACUAAUGACAUCUUUGUAUGAAGGGAAGCCAGCUAGCUUGUAUUUUAUGUCACAACCAUGCCUUUGUAAUGUUCGAUGUCACAGUGUUAAAUUACAGCGAGUCAGAGCCGA
This is a messenger RNA of Amphiprion ocellaris (clown anemonefish), 4178 nucleotides long. RefSeq names its product G protein-coupled receptor 37 like 1b (gene gpr37l1b). Gene Ontology annotation, cellular component: plasma membrane; signaling receptor complex. The record is from RefSeq and is a predicted model, not a curated record. The transcript has 4 exons. Gene Ontology annotation, molecular function: G protein-coupled peptide receptor activity. Lineage: Eukaryota; Metazoa; Chordata; Actinopteri; Pomacentridae. Gene Ontology annotation, biological process: positive regulation of MAPK cascade; adenylate cyclase-inhibiting G protein-coupled receptor signaling pathway. Bases 612 to 2096 code for a protein of 494 amino acids.